Messenger RNA from Betta splendens (Siamese fighting fish), 2220 nucleotides. It is a transcript of the gene slc16a13, whose product is annotated as solute carrier family 16 member 13. Lineage: Eukaryota; Metazoa; Chordata; Actinopteri; Anabantiformes; Osphronemidae. Gene Ontology annotation, molecular function: monocarboxylic acid transmembrane transporter activity. The transcript is spliced from 6 exons. Gene Ontology annotation, biological process: transmembrane transport; monocarboxylic acid transport. The record is from RefSeq and is a predicted model, not a curated record. Bases 572 to 1933 code for a protein of 453 amino acids.
GGACCGUUAUACCGGAGUCUGUAACGGCCUCAAGCACGCGUCUAAAACCUGCUAAAACUCAGGAGGCACUAAACAGCAGCACUCCAACACAACUCAUUUAUUUGCGUGUCUCCUGACAGCGUCACUUGCGCAACCGCCGAGCGGAGCGGAGCGGCGCGUCGCGUCGCGGCGUCGCGCGCGCACAGAUGCUGUGUGACGUGCGGUUCGUAAAGAACAAGGAUUAAGACGGAACCUUUCUGAUUCUGUGGCCAAGGAUUUGUUAAAACACACUGAUGUGAACUCAUUGAUUUUAUGUAACGGGAAUGUGAUAGAACGCAAAAGUAUGAGAGGAAACAAUGUUUCAGUUUCGUCUGAAGUGACGAUGAGGAAGAAAAGAGGCCGUGACUUUGCUUUGCACUUCAGAGUACAGUGGGUCUGAUGAGCGAGGCUCCGUUGGUCCUGGGAACAUCUGCUGCAGAUGUGUUGAAUGGAAAUGGGGGAGGCCAGAACGUCUGUAUGGAUCUUUCAUCCAAACAAGAGUCAGGGAGUCACGUGACGGAGGAGAAGCGUUGGAUGUGAGGAAAAACCAUCCAUGGCCGAAGCAGAGACCCGGAGCGCUGGAGCCCGGGGCCCGGACGGGGGCUGGGGCUGGGUGCUGGUGGCCGCCCUGUUCGUCACCAACAGCCUGAUCUUCGGCGUGAUGCGCAGCAUGGGCAUCUUCUUCGUGGAGUUCGUGCGCUACUUCGAGCAGAGCGCUCAGGCCAUCUCCUGGAUCUCCUCCCUGGGCCUGGCAGCGCUGCAGUUCUUCAGUCCGCUGGCUGCCAUGCUGUGUAACGCGUACAACCCCCGGGUGGUGAUGAUGGUGGGGGGUCUGCUCGCUGGCCUCGGCCUCAUGCUGGCCUCGCAGGCCACCUGCCUGCUGCACCUCUACCUCAGCAUGGGCGUCCUCUCAGGUCUGGGCUGGGGCCUGAUCUUCACGCCCAUGGUGUCCUCGGUCAUGGCCAGCUUCACCCGGCACCGCACCCUGGCCGUGGGGCUGGGCUUCUGCAGCAUCGGCCUCUCCUCCUUCGCUUUCAACCCGCUGUUCCAGCUGAUGGUGGAGCUGUACGGCUGGCGGGGGGCCCUGCUGAUCCUGGGGGGCCUCAAUCUCAACCUCGUGGCCUGUGGGGCCCUGGUCCGCCCCCAGCAACGCUCCAAAGAGGAUGAGCAGGUGGAUCCGGGCAGCGGGGCGCCGUGUGCAGCCGGCCUGCAGCGCCUCAUCUCCUACCUGCAGCCGCAGCUGCUGCUGGAGCGGCCCUUCUUCACCUACAGCUUGGCCAUGAGCUUCAUCAACAUCGGCUUCUUUGUGCCGUACUUCCACCUGGUCGCCCAUAGCCGCCAGGCCGGCUUCUCCGACUACCGGGCCGCCUUCGUCAUGUCCGCCGCCGGCAUCACAGACAUCUUGGGUCGCGUGGCGUCGGGCUGGUUCUCCGACCUGGGUCACUUCCGGCUGCUUCACCUGGCGAGCCUGUGGACCGCGCUGGCGGGGCUCUUCAUCAUCCUGCUGCCCGUCAGCUCGCUGUCUGGCUCCUACGCGGCGCUGAUGGCGAUCAGCCUCCUCUACGGCUUCUGCGCCGGAGCUCUGACCUCCGUGGUGUUCGCCGUGGUGCCGCUGAUCGUGGGCGUGGACCGCAUGCUGGAGGCCCUGGGUCUGCUGCAGCUCAUCGAGAGCGGGGCCGGUCUGCUGGGGGCUCCUCUGUCAGGUUUGCUCAAAGACCUCACGGGCAACUACAUGGCCUCCUUCGCGGUGGCCGGCUCCUUCCCCAUCCUGGGCACUUUGACCCUGGCCACGCUGCCGGGCUUCUUCUCGCGCGCAGAUCCGCCGGCCCCUCAAAGACGUUCCCACCACGUUAAAGAUAAGGGUUUACAGUCGGAGCUGGAGCAGAUCAACUCGCUAUCACACGGCGCGUCCUAAUCGCCUUCAGGGCUGUGGAACUCGAGGGUUGGAGCAGCCUUUAACACAGAGACGGCGAAGGAGACGUCAGUAAGGAACACGACAGGCAAUGAUGUUUUAUCUCAGGCAAAUUGAGCAACAACAGCAGACGCGGCCGACAACUCAAACACUCAGCUUAACCCCUGAUGCCAAACAUGGAAAUUAUUUAUAGAUGAUGUGUAGAUGCAUUCUUUGACGACAUAUAUUAUUAUAUUAUCAUGCGUAUAUUAUGUAUGUGUGUGCGAUGGAAAGGAGACUUUUACAAAUCA